Messenger RNA from Eptesicus fuscus (big brown bat), 2751 nucleotides. It is a transcript of the gene TAF1B, whose product is annotated as TATA-box binding protein associated factor, RNA polymerase I subunit B. The record is from RefSeq and is a predicted model, not a curated record. Gene Ontology annotation, biological process: RNA polymerase I preinitiation complex assembly; nucleolar large rRNA transcription by RNA polymerase I. NCBI's taxonomy places the organism in Eukaryota, Metazoa, Chordata, Mammalia, Chiroptera, Vespertilionidae. Gene Ontology annotation, molecular function: RNA polymerase I core promoter sequence-specific DNA binding. Gene Ontology annotation, cellular component: RNA polymerase I core factor complex; RNA polymerase transcription factor SL1 complex.
AUGCCGUCUGGGAGGGGGACCCGGGGUUUGCGGCUUUGCCCCCGGAGGGAGCAAAGGGAGGUUCCACCGCGGCCGCAGGCGCCCGGAACUCACAGUCAGGGUCUCGAUUUCCGCCCGGAACGCUGCUCCCGCCUCCCGGAAGUUGCGCUCGCUGCCCGGAAAGAGCUCAGAGAGCGCUGUGCCCAGUGCGAUGCCGUGUCUUGGGGUCUGACUGAUGAGGGCAAAUACUAUUGUACUUCCUGCCACAACGUUACAGACAGAUCUAAGGAAGUUUUAAACACCGAGGCGAUUCCUAACACUAAAGUACAAGCUGUCAGCCGGGGGCUUAAAGGGAGGAAAAAACAUGAGAGAGGCUGGGAUUGGUACGUGUGCGAAGGCUUCCAGCACAUUCUGUGUCAGCAAGCCGAGGCCUUGAAGGCCCUGGGGGUGGGCCCCGAAUUCAAGAAUCAAGUUUUACAUAACUUUUGGAAGCGCUACCUUCAGAAGAGCAAGCAGGCGUAUUGCGAAAACCCGGUUUAUGCCAGAAAAAGGAAAGCUGCGGUCCUGGGGAGUCCGAGCCACUCGGACUGGGACAGUGAGCCCGCGCUGCUGAGUGACGCCAGCGGCCCUUCUUGGGGUGAAAGUGGGGCCGAGCCCCAGGCUGACGGCCGCAGGAAGCCCUCCCCGCCCAGCAGAGCCUCCCAGUCAGAAAUGGCAUCCGUCUGCUCCGGGUCUCUGGAUGGAGUCGAGUACUCUCUGCGCAAGGAGAAGGGGCUGCUGAAGAUGACCGUGCCCGCGACCCUGGCUCUCUGCGGCCUGUCGUUGCUGUGGCAGCGGGAGGCGCUCGCCCUCUCCGACCUCCUGCGAUUUGUUGAAGAGGGCCAUAUUCCUUAUGUAAAUGCUUUUGAGCAUUUUCCAGAAGAGAUGAAAUUAUAUGGGCGUGACAAAGGAAUCUUUGCUAUAGAGUCGUGGCCCAGCUACGAGGACAUCUAUCGGAAGAUGAUCGAAGUCGCCACCUUCCUGGACCUGCCCCGCUUCCCGGCCAUCACGGAAGACUGCUACCUCCACCCCAACGUCCUGUGUCGGAAGUACCUGAUGGAAGUCAACCUUCCCGACGAGAUGUACGAUCUCACCUGCCAGGUGGUGCAGAUGGCCGGCCUCGGCGAGGCCGACUUCCUGACGUUCGAUCCCAUCGCCAAGCAGGCGAGGGCCGUGAAGUACGACGUGCAGGCGGCGGCCGUCAUCGUGGUGGUGCUGAAGCUGCUCUUCCUGCUGGAUGACCGUGCGGAGUGGUCUUUGUCUGCGAUUGCUGAGACAUAUAACGAAGAGAACAAAGAAGAUAAGCCUUGUUUUGAGUUCAGAAAAUGGUACCAAGUUAUGAAGAAAUCCUUUGAUGAGAAAAAGCAAAAAUGGGAGGAAGCCAGGGCAAAGUUCAUGUGGAAAAGCGAGAAGCCACUCUACCACUCGCCCAUCGACAGAUCAGUGGUGUACAAACGGAGGGAGAUGGUGGUGAAUCUACAAAAACAAUUCAGCACACUGGUUGACUCAGUACCAACGGCUGCAAAAAAAAGCCCUUCCAGUUUUCAGUUCCGCUGGACGGGAGAGGUCCCCGGCCCGGUCUGCUUCCACGGGCACAGCCUCCAGGGCGUCCUGUCCCGGAAAGGCCGGUCGCUGACGACCCUGAACUCACUCUACUGGCUGAGCACACAGAGGUUCUGCAGAAGCUAUUGUAAGCAUGUGACAACCUAUGAAGAGUCCAACUUCUCACUGAGCUACCAGUUUGUAAUAAAUCUCUUCUCCUUCCUGCUGAGAGUCAAGACCUACUUCCUCCACGAAGAAGUGAGCUUAAUUGAAAAGAGACUUUUUAAGACAAAAUACAGUAAAGCAAAAACGAAACCUUCAAGAUCCAGGAAAGUGAGAAAAUGAGAAAAGCAAAAUAGACCCUUCCUAGGGAAAAUAUUUUAUAUUAAAAUUAAAAUAUUAAAAUAUUUUAAUUUUAAUAUAACAGUCCAAGAAGUAUGAAAAAUAGAAUUUUUUGCCUAUAUAUCCAUACAUAGACAUGCAUACAUAUAGUUCAUAUAUGUGUCGAUUGUGCUUAUAAAGUGUGUAUAAGUGAGCUCUGAGUUUAUUUUUUUAAUUAUAAAUAUUUUUUGAGAAAAUUAAAAAGCAAUGUUACAUAAAUGGUAUCCAGAUAUUUCUAUUCAUUGUAUUUUAGAGCUAAAUUUGCCUUUUAAACUAGAUCACUUCCUUAUUCUUUAUGUCCCAAAGUAAACCCCAGAUGGAUCAAAGAUCAAACAUUCUCGUCGUUUAUAAGCGUCAGAGGAAAGCAGGCCUGAAGGCUCCGGUGGUCUGGGGACAGGGAAGGACCUCCUAAGCCUGAAACCAGAGGCAAAAGGCAAGAUUGAUCAUAUGACGGCAGCCGAAAGCCAGCGGGAAACUGGAAAGAGUGGUAGCAUUUGAAGGAAUGAUCUCCGAAUGGAUCAAUAAUCCUAAAGCCCCAGCGGAGUGCCGGGCUGCGCAGGAGACGGGAACAGACCGCCUUCUGAACAAGGAAGCACCAAGCCGGACAAGGGACGUGGCGGGAAGGCAGCCUCGCUCUGCGAGAGACGCUCCCCGGCGCCGGGUCCUUCAGGCGGCUCAGGCGCGUUCGCCACUGGACUCGUGAUCUUUGCUGAUUUGGGUGGAAUCCCUUUUAUGGACAAAUCUUAUUUAUCUUUUUAAAUUAAAUUCCAUGCCACUGCAGUGAAACAUAAUUUUACCCCUGAGGUGCGA